Cuscuta campestris is the source of this 578-nucleotide messenger RNA. Lineage: Eukaryota; Viridiplantae; Streptophyta; Magnoliopsida; Solanales; Convolvulaceae. The record is from the annotation of a GenBank genome assembly.
CCCAAACACUAAGGGCUGGUCAUUUGGAGAGGGAAAUAAGUGAUGGACUAGUAGAUGUGAUACAACUCCCUAUGGCCAAACAAGAAAAUGAGAAUGAAGUACUACUCAAACAAUCAGACCAUUGCAAAGGAAAGUCUUAUUGGCCAGAGCUUGUGGGAGUAGAUGGGGAGGAAGCCAAGGAAAUAAUCGAGAAGGAGAAUCCAAAUGUGACAAUUGUCCAGAUUUUUCCAGUUGGAAAAGGUCUGCAGUCUGCGGACCACUACUGUAGACAUCUGCAGGAGAAGUGGUGGACCGAAGAUCCACUGGCUUCUCCAUUCUUAGUUCGUCAUUCAUCGAGGGCACAAGCACAAAUAGCGCUUCAAAGCUACAAUUUAAUUUGGUCAUAAGAGAUUUAUCCUGUAUUGGGCACCACUCAGCACAAAAUGUGCGAAAGUAGAACAAUGAAGCAGUAUUAUUAAAAAUGAGGCACCCAUGCACUUGGUUCUGCUCAUGAAUUCUCUUUCAUUACUCAAUUGCAUUAUUAGCUUCAUUCCUUACAUAAAUGCUAAAUUGUAUUGUAAGAAAAUACUGGGAACUUU